Molecule: messenger RNA, 858 nt
Organism: Hypoxylon fragiforme
Lineage: Eukaryota; Fungi; Ascomycota; Sordariomycetes; Xylariales; Hypoxylaceae
Product: ClpP/crotonase
Exons: 3
Coding region: 1-858 (285 amino acids)
Cellular component (GO): mitochondrion
Molecular function (GO): delta(3,5)-delta(2,4)-dienoyl-CoA isomerase activity
Source: RefSeq, a predicted model, not a curated record
AUGUCUGAAAUCAUUAAGGGGUACUCCGAGUUCAAGCACUUUCUUGUUACAUCUCCCUCUGAAUUUGUGGCUCAUGUCGAGAUCAAUCGAGCUCCUAAGCUAAAUGCGUUCACGGAGGAAAUGUGGAUUGAGCUAGGAAAGAUAUUCGCAAAAUUAUCCUACGAUCCAGACGUUCGCGCCGUCGUCUUCUCUGGCGCCGGCGACCGAGCUUUCACAGCUGGUCUAGAUGUGCACGCAGCUAGUCAGGGAGGCAUUCUCAAGAACACUGGCGGAGAACAGGAUGGGGCAAGACGAGCCACAAAGCUACGACGCAGUAUCCUCGAAUUUCAAGACUGUAUAAGCCAAAUAGAGAGAUGCGAAAAACCUGUUAUAUGUGUUACCCAUGGCAUUUCACUCGGCUUGGCCAUCGACUUGGCAUGUUGUGCCGACAUUAGAAUCUCCUCCAAAGAUGCCAAGUUCUCUGUCAAGGAAGUAGAUAUUGGUAUGGCCGCAGACAUCGGGACUCUGAGCAGAUUGCCGAAGAUCGUCUCUAGCUUCUCAUGGGUGAAGGAUGUCUGUUUGACUGCUCGAGGGUUUGGUGCUGAUGAGGCUCUUGCUGUUGGUUUUGUCAGUCGAGUGCUAGAAACGAAAGCCAAAGCCAUCGAGACUGCUGUCAACCUUGCGUCUCUUAUAUCUUCUAAGAGUCCAGUCGCCAUCCAAGGUACAAAAGAACUGCUGAACCAUGCUAGGGACAACAGUGUUGCGGAUAGUCUGAAAUAUACAAGUGUGUGGAACCAGUCGAUGCUCCAAUCCAACGACCUGAAAGACGCUCUACUGUCAGGGCUGCAGAAGACGAAACCAAUAUUUGCGAAGCUAUAA